UCAGCUGGGAUUUAUUUCCACUGGAAUGUUGUCAUCGGUAGUUUCUAACCUCAAAAAUCAAAAUAGCAAGUUCAUCGUGAGUUUUCUGGUGCAGUUUUUCAUCAAUUUUCUCCUGUUUUCCCUGGAAAAGUGUGAAAAAUGUCGAUUUUGGCGUACAACGGAGGCUGUGUGGUGGCAAUGAAGGGCAAGGAUUGUGUAGCAAUCGCCACAGAUCAUCGUUUUGGUAUCCAGGCACAAACCAUCGACACGACUUUUGAGAAGAUCUUCGAGAUCAAUCCGCAGAUGUUCCUGGGCCUGGUGGGGCUUCAAUCAGACAUCCUCACCGUGCGGGAUAAACUGAUGUACCGGAAGAAUCUCUACGAGGUCAGGGAGAAUCGUGUGAUGACGCCGGAGAGAUUCGCAGCGAUGCUGUCCAGUUUCCUCUACGAACGGCGCUUUGGGCCCUAUUUCAUUGAACCCGUGAUUGCUGGGCUGGAUCCCAAGACUGGCAAACCAUUCAUCGCCAACAUGGAUCUCAUUGGCUGCCCCAAUGUUCCAAAUGACUUCGUGGUGGUCGGGACGUGCGCUGAGCAGCUUUACGGAAUGUGCGAAACACUCUGGGAGCCAGAUCUAGGCCCAAAUGAACUCUUCGAAGUGAUUGCCCAGUCCAUGGUGAAUGCAUUCGACAGGGAUGCCAUUUCCGGAUGGGGUGCAACUGUGUACAUCAUCGAGAAGGACAAAAUCACCACAAAGUCCAUCAAAACUCGCAUGGAUUGAGAGGAUUAUACCUUUAAUUGUGACUUUUUAUGUCUCUUAUUAAUAAAUUUCUUUCUACAA
Phlebotomus papatasi is the source of this 816-nucleotide messenger RNA. It is a transcript of the gene Prosbeta3, whose product is annotated as proteasome subunit beta type-3. The transcript has a single exon. The coding region runs from base 139 to 756 and encodes 205 amino acids. Lineage: Eukaryota; Metazoa; Arthropoda; Insecta; Diptera; Psychodidae. Gene Ontology annotation, biological process: proteasome-mediated ubiquitin-dependent protein catabolic process. The record is from RefSeq and is a predicted model, not a curated record. Gene Ontology annotation, cellular component: proteasome core complex, beta-subunit complex; proteasome core complex.